AAGUGGGGAACUUGCAAUUUUCAGCGCCUGUAGCUCAGUGGAUAGAGCAUCUGUUUCCUAAGCAGAGUUCGACCCCUACCUGACGCGGGAAGUUAACAUUCUCCUCUUUUUUUUCCCCCCAAUUAUCUGCCCGUCAAUCCAAGCAUGAAGCAACAACGGAGUCCCUCCAAACUCUUAUCGAACAAUGAACCUAAAUCCGACUCCAUGCAUUUUGCAUGGGCAACCAAGCAUCACCCAGCUCUCCUUGGCUUGCACCAUCAACAAGUAUAUGUGUGGUGUUUGCUGAACUUUGAAGGCCCGAACCAACUCCCUCUUCAUUUCUUCAAAUAAAGAAUGUCAAUAGUUGCAGAAGCACCAGGUUACUUGCAAAUCUUUGCCGAUGGAUCUGUGGAACGCUUUACACCUGGAAUAGUCUCUGUAGAAUCAGAAAGCUCACCCAUUGGGUACAAGUUCAAGGAUAUUGUCGUUGACCCAUCAAAGCCAAUAACAGCAAGGUUGUUCCUUCCUGAUACUGCUCAGGAAUCCAUCACACAUUAUCUUCCUGUUAUGGUUUAUUUUCAUGGUGGUGGUUUUUGUAUUGGAUCCACUACAUGGGUUGGAUAUCAUUAUUUCCUCGGAGAUUUCUCUGUUGCCUCACAAUCUAUCAUUCUCUCUAUCGACUACCGUUUAGCACCCGAGAAUCGCCUCCCCAUAGCUUAUGAAGACUGUUACAGCUCACUUGAAUGGCUGAAUCAUCAAGCUGGGUCCGAACCCUGGCUCAAGCAAGCUGAUCUUUCACGGGUCUUCCUCUCCGGUGACAGCGCUGGAGGAAACAUUGCACACCAUGUCGCCGUAAAAGCAAUGAGAAAUAACAAAUUCUGUGACAUUAAAAUCAAAGGGUUGUUAUUGAUACACCCUUAUUUUGGGAGCGAAAACAGGACUAAGAACGAGAUGGCUGAUGAUGCAGAAGGAGAUGUAAAGAUGAACGAUAUGUUUUGGCGAUUGAGCAUUCCAGAAGGAUCGAAUCGCGACUACUUUGGGUGCAAUUUUGAAAUGCAAGAGUUGUCUGCAGUUGAAUGGGGAGAGUUUCCUGGUGUUGUGGUUUAUGUUGCUGGCUUGGAUUUCUUGAAAGAAAGAGGGGUCAUGUAUUAUGAGUUUAUGAGGAACAGAGGAGUAAAAGAUGUGAAGCUCGUGGAAGCAGAGGGAGAGUCGCAUGUGUUUCAUGUUUUCCAUCCCCAAUCUGAUGCAACUCGCUUGCUGCAACAACAAAUGACUUCAUUCAUGAAAAGCUAUUAACAAUUUCAAGUGCCUGUCAACAAUUAAUAAUAAUGCUUCUACAAUAUGAACACAGUGAAUUAUAUUAUUGGAUUCAAAAUCAUCCA
Molecule: messenger RNA, 1361 nt
Organism: Tripterygium wilfordii
Lineage: Eukaryota; Viridiplantae; Streptophyta; Magnoliopsida; Celastrales; Celastraceae
Product: probable carboxylesterase 17
Exons: 1
Coding region: 334-1275 (313 amino acids)
Molecular function (GO): hydrolase activity
Source: RefSeq, a predicted model, not a curated record